Messenger RNA from Phymastichus coffea, 14543 nucleotides. RefSeq lists its product as uncharacterized. Gene Ontology annotation, molecular function: protein binding. Lineage: Eukaryota; Metazoa; Arthropoda; Insecta; Hymenoptera; Eulophidae. The transcript is spliced from 25 exons. The record is from RefSeq and is a predicted model, not a curated record. Bases 56 to 14533 code for a protein of 4825 amino acids.
CAUGCGUCGCGCCGACGAAUAGGGCUUACGUAACGAAUCGCACGCGCCACAAACAAUGAAGUUCUUCGCGUGCUCGCGUUGUCUCGACGACGAGGCGGCGCAGAAGCCGAGCAAGAGUUGCCGACGCCAGCCGCUCCAGGAGAUCAACAAUCCGCUGGUGAUGACCAAGCGACCCAGUCCCACGGUUCUCCAGCCCAGUCCGCCGACUUCGCGCAAGAAAAAGGAGUACCCAUCGUUUAUGGCUGCUCUGGCUGCAUUGUCGCGCCGACCGAGGAAACGUUCGUCGUCGUCGACGCUGCCAUUGAAGAACGCGAGGAGCCGAGUGAUCGAGCCACCGGUGCGCCAAAUGGUAAGGCAGCGCCCGGCCUCGCGCACCCAACGGCUAAUUAAAUUGUACGAGGAUCGCGCCGAGGGCAAUUAUCGUAACGCCGAGUUUCUCAUCGAGCCGCCUGCCAGCUUCAGCGGAGACGAUAGUACCGAGAGCCACCAGAAUUUCAAGAACAAGCUCAACACCCUCGACUUCAAGAAGAUGAAUACCGUUGGCGUGGAGGCUGAUCCACCCUCGAUCUACCGCAAAAACAGCUACGAGGAAGCGCAACCGGUGCCGAUUUGCAAGUUCGCCAGGAAGACGCUGCUCGAGGAUUUUUUGAAGGAACGUGUGCGCAUCGAGCAAACGAUGAUUGACCUAUUGAAUGGCCGUGACCCGGGCUCGCUGGUCUUGAAGAAGAGUCGCAACGACGACAAGAGGGUGCGUUUCAAGGAAGCUCGCGUGGACGUAAGCUCCGAAGCCAAGGUCAACCUGACCGAAGAUGGCCGACUGGAGCAAGGGACCGAGAUCAAGCUUCAAGUGGACCCUUGUGCCGAAGUCGAGGAUUUCUACGUGGAGAGAAAGACGACGUACAUGAAAGACAAGAAAAUCGAAGACAAGGCGCUGGUAUUGAAGAUCGCCGCGAAGGACCAAGUCGACGCCGCAGCGCUGACCGAUGCGGACAACGCGAGAAACGAAUCGAGCUAUGAGAAUCAGAACGGCAGCUUGAAGAAAGAGUCACCGAGCCAGAGGGACGAGAGCGAGCAGAAACCCGUUUCACCCCCUAAUUCACCACCUCACUUGGACUACGCAACCGACAGCGAAUCGUCAAGCCGCCCGAGGAUGCCUUGCGGCUCGAAAAACCGGCGAAAUCGUCGCCACAGACAGCGCAAGAGACUGCCGCUGCCCUGCAUAAGCACUUGGCCGCGCGAUGACGAGCUCGCCGACGUUGCCGAGGAAGAAUCGCCACAUGAGAAUGCAGAGCAAGUGUCGCGAGCAAAAUCACUGGCGGAGACAAAAAUCGAUGGGGAUACGUUGACUAUCACGACGGAAAAGAUGUGUCCCGAGGAACUGCCGUACCUGGCGAACUUGUCGUCGGCGAGAAGUAGAAUGCUAAAAAGGCACAAUCGGCUCAAGAUCGAGAAGAAAACUAUGCAGACGGAUACGCAAAUUUACGAGGUGACGACGAUAAGGAACGCGAUGCCCCUGGAGGCACGACUCGAUCACAUCGUCGGAGUUGGCAUCGUAGAAGCUGGCCUAAACGGCAAGGAAGAUCUACCCAACGGCAAGCAGCUUCCUAACGUAACCGUGACAGAGCCAGCUGAGCUCGUGGAGCCGUUGCCUAAAGAUCUCUCGGAAAAAGUCGAGAAUUUGCCGGGUGCCAAAGAAUGCUGGACCGUGGCGAUUCCAGCGAAGCGGUUCGACUUCCUGGAAAUUCAGGAGGUCAGCGAGAGCGAGUCGGACUUCGAGACCACGACUGCACGGCCCCAAGCUAUCGUCUCGGAAGCCGAGUCGGACGCGGAGAGGGAAUCGAGCCUCGAUAGACUGAGAGACGCGAGCAGCGACGACGAGUCCAUGCCGUGCGAGGUUGAAAAGAAGCUGCGUCACUUCAUCGCGGGAUUGAAAUUGCCAAGCUCGGCGUGCGACGCCAACAAAGUGGCCGAGGGCCGCGACUCGUCGCGUCGGAAGAGAGCCAGCGCGCCGCUUGGCUCGCAGUUGAGUCAAGAGCAGAACAGGUGCCUCGACAUUAUCGAGGAGGAGGAGGUUGAGGCGCGAACCGAGGACGGAGGCAAACAGCAUAUCCGCGAUUUCAUUAACGAGGAGAUCGGCAAGUUCCAUCGACCGCGCCGAGACUUGCGCAGUGUGCUCCGAGAUAGAAGAUGUUCCGCCGAGUUGGACGACGUGCAAACUUGCGCGGACGCAGACGAGAUUGCCGGAGUUGACGAGACAAGGCUGACUCCCGCCGCGCAGUGCAGCGAGAUAUUGCGAAAAGGUGACGUUAACAAACAGGGCUGUGAUAAUGGUGUGGAGGACGUGACGUUAGAAGAAAUCAUUGUCGUGUCAGGCACAGCAGAAGCCAAACUGAAGGCGGCCAUGGAGGAAGUGGGAGAAGACAAAACGACCGUAGCGAGGGACAAAACUAAAACAGACAGUACGUUUUCUCAGAGCGAGAAUGUCGUAACUUUCAUGAAUCUUGUUCACAGUUUGACGGAAAGCGUGAUUAACGAUGUUAGAGACGAGAAAACUAACAAACGCGCAGCACUCGAAGAAGAGCACCAUGAUUUUGAAGGAAAGAAGAAGUUCACCGAAGAAAUUAGUGUCGUUCAAUCUAGUCGUGAUAUCAACGGCUUCGUUAAAAAAGAAAAACAUGAUAGACCCUCGGAGGACGGCAGUGCGGCUUCGGAAAAUGCUGGUACGUCUGAGGAGCUAGAGCCUUUUAAGGAAAAUCUCGAGCAAGAAAAUUCGAUAGAGGAGGAUACGACGCAGGUUAAAAAUAACGAAGCCAAUAACAAGAUAGAUUUAGAAGAAAUAGUUAUACACAGUCCAUUGCAGUAUGACUCAGACAGCGAAAAAGCGAGAAUAACCAACGAAAUUGCUAACAGCGAUGACGCAUGGGGUAUAAAUAACGAAGCUCAAAUUAUAGAUCAAACAAAAUUACGUAGCAGCGACACUAUUUGCAUCGACGAAUAUGCAGGGCUUAUCAACAGCUUAUCAAGGGAAUAUGAAAACAUAAAUAUAAUCCCAGUUUCUCAAAUCGCGCAAGGCUUGCCGUGUGAAAGUGAACCUGCCAGUCGAAAUGAUGGAAACGCUAAAGAAAUUUCUUAUUCCGCUAAUGUUGAGCACGAAGGAAAUACUGAUAAAACGGUCAAAGUAAUGCAACAUGAGCAGAACUCCAAUGCUAUCGAUGAAACGUCAAAUGUACAAAAUAUGAAUGCAAAUGUAAAUAUUAAUGAUAUCGUUGAGGAGGGCGAUAUACCUAUCAAUUUGGAAGCAGCAACUGAACGAAUAGUCCCAAUGUCAGCAGUAGAUGGGCUCAACAGCGAGGUGGAUGGAAUUUUUAAAUUCGAUAGCGUUUAUAAAAAUGGCACCGAAAAUUCACUGCCUCCAUGGUUAAAGAGACAUCAAGAAGGCACGAUACCUGCUCAAUUGCAAGAAAUAGCCAUUUUGAUAGCUGAAACGGAAAGUAAAAUAGGCAGUAAAAAUGACAAAGCUAUACGUUGCUCACAAAUAGAAAGUUUGAAAUGUAAUGGAAAAUUCGAUGAAUUGAAAUCUGCAGAGCAUUUAAUACCUAUGAAAAUAAUUGAUACCUAUAUUGCCAAUGGUCCAUGUAAUAAUAUAAGAAAAAUAGCUAAUGAGCAAGUAAAAAACGUGGAAGAAAGGACGAUUUCUAUUAAAGGGAAAAAUGAGACAAAAUCAGAAGUAAAUAAAAACUCGCUUGAAAUAAAUUCGGUACGUGUUAUUCCCGUGCAGGCAGAGAGGACACUGAAUAGUAACGGAGAUCAUAAGAAGCGAGAUUCUGAAGCAACAGAGAAGAAAGAAGGCGAGGAGCUUGUUGUACCUAUCCAAUUAAAUAGCAACAUAUAUAAAAGGCCGUACGGACCAGAAGUUGCCGAAGAAUUGAAUGAAAAAAUCAAAGAACGAAUAAGUCCUGUACAAUCAGAAGAUUGGAUCAUAAAUAUAGAACGUGAUAAGAUUCGAGAACGCGAACGAGGUAGAGAAGAAAGUCAGAGCAGAGAACGCCGUAUUCCCAUAAAGUUGGACAAUGGCUUGAGAGAAAACCAAGAGUUUUUCGUAAAAAAUGUAAUCCAAUGUGGUAUUCGUCAACAAUUAGAAGAACGUAUCGUGACGAUACCAAUCCAAGUUUCAUUAGGGCCGUCGAGAUUUCAAGACUCCACGGAUGCCGUGCAAAUGGACGGAUCGUUACUGCGAACGGAAAACACACACCGCGAGCAAAGCAUAUUUAUAAGUAGAUCACCUCCACCCCCACCUGUUCGAUGUCAGAGGCCGAUGAACGCUCCAAACUGCCACCCGUCGCACGAUUACAUUCACUUCGCCUUCGGUCGAUUCCAUCAUCGGGCGUUCGACGCCAUCAAACAAAGCAAUAACAGCGAAAUUGCCGACCUCGUAAAAGCUCUACUAAGCCUUCUGUCGAGCAACGCAAGCACGAAGCAAGACGUACAUAACCUACUUGGGCGUUACGACCUUGAGUCGCUGCCCCAAAACACUCGCUGCAUAAUCGACGAGUUUCUGGCGCCGUCUUUGCCUCGAGGCUUACGCAACGCUAAUAAAAUUGGCAGUGGGGCGAGUUUUGAAAUAGCGUCGUCGGCCGUCAGCCACCCGCAGCAGGAGGAAGGGGAAAGUCCACCACCACGACCGGCACUACCUCAGACGACGUUCUCGGGCGGUAGGCGAACGACGGCCGAGCUCCUGGAGCGGCGGCAUGAUGAUCAGUCCAGGGUCGUUGGAGGUGCGCCAGGCAACAAACAAGACCACGACGCCAAGACAAUAGCCAGCGACGAGCAUCUGUACUACGUGCCCCUCGGUCGUGCCAAUAAUAGCCGGCGUGACGCAGACUAUGCAGCGCCAGCUAAGUUCAGCGACUCGCUGAAGGACCUCUGCAUCAAAAAGAUUCUGUCGAUGCCCCGCGGCGAGGCGCUCAUCAGGCAGAUUGCCUCUGCUCGCUGCUUCGAGUCCGAUGUGAACGACAAGAUGGGCAAUCAGACGUCCAAAUGCUGGACCGGCGUGCCAACCAAGGACGACCCAAAGGUGCUCGUCUGCUUUUCGCCGGCUCAGCGCCAGUCGGAGAUCAAAACUUCGGCGGACAACCUGCUGGACUUGCACCGGAAAUUCAUCGAUCGGCACGGCUACCACCACGAGCAUUCGCACGCGGUCCUCCCGGCCAGAUACUUCGUGGACGUGGCUCCGAUGGACAGAGCGAGAGACGAGGACCGAGUGGAGAGCAGCCGGCUCCUGAGCAUCAUCAAAGAGAACCCUGUUUCUCAUCAGCGCCAGAGCGGCAUGGUGGACCGACUGCAGGCGAAGCGCUUGAGCGACUGGCUGAGUCUGGCGAGGCGACCGGGCGACGAUAACGCCGAGUGGGCGUCUGGUCCGAGCGCCGAUAGCCGGCCGCUGGCGCACUCGACACCGCCGCGCAACGCGACGCCCGACUCGCGCGGGAGUCCGAUUCCCUUCGGCAGCGCUGUUAUCGGCAAAUCCGCCGUGCGAGUCUCCAGUCCAGCGCCGAGGCCGUCGAGCGCGAUGACCGGCGCGAUGACCGGCGCGAGCUGCCAGCGCGAGCCCCGCCACGUCAACUCGGCGCUCAUCGUCGCGGACAGGCCGCGAGUGCCCGCGCCCGUCAAGAGGCACGUCGUUGUCGACAGCGACUGCAUAGACAGACGGAGCAUCUUCGACCGAGGACCGGACACGCCCAGGAGUGGCAGCGGGCUCGGGCGAAACCCGGACAGCCCCGAGCAGGCGGUUGCCAGCGAGGUCUUGGACAAUUUGGCGCAGCUGCAGGCUGGCACGAAGGAGCAGAUGGACAGGCACAAGAGGUACUCGCUGCCGCAGGAGUACUUCGACCGACAGCUCAAGUACAUCGAGCGCUUGGAGCAGCAGCUGAAGAGCGUGAUCGCCGCCGAGGAGGAGGAGAGAAGAGCGGCCGAGACGUUUCAAAAGGAGCUGGCGCUGCGGAAGAUGCUGCGUGGGAAGCCUCGAGCCUACACUGUCGCCGAGUGCAGCUUCCUCGACAAUCCGUCCGAGAGGGCUCGGCCGCAGCAAACUGGCCGUGAGGGCGCGCGCGAGCACCCGUCGAUGCAGCUUGCGAGCAACCAAGUCGACGCCGACGCCGACGCCGAAGAGUUCGAGGGCAUGGAGGACUCGCGCGAAACGACGAGCGAGGCGAUCGAGCGACGCGAGCCGCCUGCACUCGGCGCGACAGCCGACUCCGUGUUAGAGGACCUCGCUCGCCACGUAAGCGAGCCGAUGACGAGGAGACAGCAGCAGAGGCCGCUAUCGAUCGCCGCGAUUCCGACCAACGGCGAAGUGUUUCGCCGACAAAUGUACAACGAGUACGUGCACAGAGUCCACGAGCGCGAGGAACGUCGCCAGCACAAGCUCAUCAAGAUCAGCUCGCGCGCCGAUCUGCCCUCGAAGCACAGCGAGACUACGAACACGGUCGAGCAGGAGUUCAUCGAGAGGGCAAAGAGUCGACUGCACAAGCAGGGCAUCAAGCUGGACGACAGCGGCGAGACCGAAGGCGCUAGCGCUGGGAGUAGCGGCGGGGAGUCCGCCAGCGUCAAAUUCCUCGUCGACGGCCAGGAAGUGAAGGACGCGCGGAAUCUACCUAAACACCUACAGGAGUUCCUUAGGCUAUCUGACUGCGAAGACAAUGAGAAGGCCGGUGUCUGGUCGCCAGGAAGUGGAAGCAGCGAGUCCGCAAAGCCACCAAGACAGCCGAGUCCUGACCGUGGAAAGGACUCAAAGGAUGAUUCAAUCCCGCCAGUUUGGACCCCAUCGAGCGCUGGCCCGAGUCCCGUUCCCGAGAGAAAAGAAUUCCGUCCAGUUUCCUUCGAGAGUCCUAUUCUGAGCAGAAAGAAAAUCGUCCAGCAGCCGCAGCCGUCAGAAACAGACAACUCGGUAGCCCCACCGCCGCCGUGGCAGAAGGAGCAGGACAAAAAAGAGCCCACGCAAGUCCCGUCGCAGAGCACCAGCAUCCCAAGCUCGCGGAUCGUCAAUUCGUACUCGGCCCCAGCUCAGGGUCUGAAUGCGCUUGCGGGCGCGCCACGGCUGCCGAGAGCUCAAAACCCGACCAUUACUCUGCUGCAAAAAGCACGCGAGGGACAGCUGCCAAAGGGAGCGGCCUAUUUGGACGAGACUGAUCAUAUUCCACGCUGCAAAGCCGAGGAGAAGCCGCUUCUGAGUCCUGGAGAAGUCAUCUACACGUUGAAGAAGGAGUACGAAAGCGAGCCAGAAAGCGAAUAUGUACCGCCAAAGAAGAUGGCCGACCUCGGCCCCCGCAAAUACGAGGGUAUUGGCCCAACAACAAGGCAUGGAAUGCCGCUCGUUCUCAGAUCCGAAGUGAAAGAAGGCAAUCAGGAAAGGUGGUACAAGCAGAUGUAUAAUUCUCUGCACCGCGCUCCACGAAAGGACGACUACGUAACCAUCCGCUACAAGCCGCACCGAGGUACGAGAACUGGAUAUAGCGGCACUUCAAGUGGGUAUCUAAGCGAGCCUGAACCCGGCCGAAGUAGUUAUACCGAGAGAUCAGCAACGCUCGACGGCCGGCGACACAGACAACGCAGCAAGGAAAAUGACUUCUCUACUCUGCCCAGGCCAGCUGGACGUGUAGAUGGGCACUACUCGCCGGACACGUAUCAUAUGAACCCGGGAAGAAUAGAGAAUUACGAACCAGGAAACUGCUCGAUUCAAGAGAAGGAAACCAAAGAGCCGCCGUCUGAUCUCACUUGGGCGAAACGGAAGUGGUGGGACGAGGUCAUGGAGAUAUUUGACGGGUGGUUGGAUGAGAACGGAUGGAAUGAUCCACGCCAACAGCAGCAGCAGCAGCAGCAGCACCAGCAGCAGCAUCAGCAGCAGUUUCAUCAUCAAGAAGAGCAAGAGCUGCUCGCAAGUCCGGCAACGCAGCAAUUGAUGCAACGUACCCGAUCACUGCUGUCACACAACGUAAGGCAGCAUCAGCAUCAACAACGCGAUCGUUCGCUGCGCGGAUCCUCGCCCCUGAACCGGCUGUACUCAGAGCGUCGGGAGCUUGAGUUGCGUCAGCUAAAGUUACUCGAGAGCUUGUUGGAGCUGAAUCGCGACAGUCAGCAGGUGCAAGAGGCCGUUGGGAGGCCGCGCAGCGGUUCCACUGGUGGCCGCAUCAUCCGACCUCUCGACUGGCAUCAACCCAUCAUCUCAAGACAACCGCAGUCGAUACAACAGCAACCGCUGUCCUCGUCGGCUUCAUCCUCGUCCUCCGUCACCAACUCGUCUUCUAAUGGCACCAGCACUAAUCAUGUCGCGGUAGCGCCCUCCUCUUCUACCUCUUCGCCACGUCUGCCAUUCGAACAAUCAAACUCGCCAAAGUCGUAUAUGACUCACGCCCUUAAGGAGUCUGGCUACGAAAGUGACUCAACACUAGUCUUCCGUCGACGCGAGGACGUCAGUCCAUUAAGUCCUCUGGAGCAGAGGAUAGCCUACAAGACAGUUCAAAAAGGCGGUGACGUGCCUCUUCAUGGUCUGCGCAAACCUGCGCCCGAACGUCCCAAAGACGAUACGGAGAUCGAGUAUUUUCCGAUCUCGCCAACACUGACGAGGAUCCGAGUGCAUCGGAAGAGCAGUUGCAGUUCGGCCACCGCUUCGCCUGCGUCCUCGACCUCGUCGAUGAACGUCUCGCGUAUACCCGUCAGUUCUAUGGCGUCGAGACGCGCCCACUCGAGAGGCUCUAUCCAUAACCCCCCUGUCUCGUCGUCCUCGUCUUCGUCGUUGCGAAAAGCUGACGAUACCUGCACAGUCCCCUCGCCGCCAAAGAGAAAGUCCUCGCGCAACAAUCGAACUCUCAAGCUUUACUCGAACGUCCCGAACUUGCAGGAAACCGGUGGCCCGCGUCACGAGCAGUGCUUCGUCGAGGAGCACAUCUCCAACAUACGCCUGCUCAAAGAGAAGCUCAAUACAAAUUUGGAGAAGCAUCGACGCGACAGAGAAGAGUCGCAGAAACAAAGACUCGCGAGAACUUUAUCGGCCAGCCCGGUGCCAUUGCUCAGGGAGCCGAUUUCCGCUAGCUCAUUAGACUCCAAAAAGAGACGUUCGGAUCCUUGCUUAGCACGUGCUUCCGCCGAUUCCGUAGUCAAAGCACGACUUUCAGUUUCAGCUAGUCCGGUCGCGAGAUCCCCGAGAGUCCCCUCAUUGAGGAAAUCUGCGGAAAUAAAGUCAAGCAUUAAUAGAAGUUCCUCGAAAAUUUCGUUGAACAGCUCGUCGAAAGACUUAACAGUUUGUCAGCACGCAUCUCGUACGAAAAUUGCGAAUUCGCCGCUGAAAAAGGAAACUAAAGCACGUAGGACUAAAAAAGAGCAAGAAGAGUCUUGCAAGAGACUCAGCAGAUCAGCCGUCGAUCUCACGUCACCAGUGGAGGUUCGUCGAAUACUUCAGAAACAGAAGGAUAAGGAUAGACAUCCAAGAGCCGUUACAACAAGAAUAUUGCCCUCCGGAACUGUCAUUAAAAGCUCAUCUGCUCCGUACGUAUCCACCAUUAGCGGAAGCAGCUUGAGAUUGGACGAUAAGAGUCUGAAGGUUACUGUCGCUAUUUCGCAAAAAGGCCGAGAGAUUUUUCGAAAACCAACGUCUACUGGAAAAACUUUGAAACAAAGGAGUUCUGCUGCCGACAGUUCGAGUGAAGCUAAAAAAAGGAAGGUCAGGGACAAGUCACCGAUAGUUAAAAAAUCAAAUUCGAGACAGUCAUUGGUUAAUCGACAGAAGAUGUCAAAGUCCAUCGACAUUAAAAGCAAAAAGAAAGAAAGCUCUAGACACGCAAGUAAAACCAGUAGUCCUGAAAGAUUUCUGAGCGACAGAACGACGAAAUCAGAUGUAAGUAGUCCCGCUCUGACUAUCGAAAUGUUGAGGCAGCAUCAUGAAGCCACAAUGUCAGACUCGUUUUUCCAACACCUAUUUCUUCGAGACAUAAUGCUUACUUCGACUGAAACAAGUCCUCCUCGAAAGUCAUCGGUGCUCGAUCGUGCACGCAUGUUUCAGGAAAUCAAUUACAGCGAUAGCUACAAAUCGGAGCCGUCCUUGAAAUCCUUAAGCAUCUAUCUCGCUCACAAACGACCUGUUUCAAAUUCAAGAUUCAAAAAUUGGGAACGAGAGAGCAUGUCUUCUAGAAGCUCCAGUCCCUACGGUAUGCGAUCGUUUCUGUCAAGAUUCAAUAAAUACGACAGUCUUCUAAGAGUCGAUGAAUUCGGAUCAUCAAGUUCUUUGCGAGGCAGGAGUCCUGAUCUGAGCCGCGAGUGCCCAAAAGAGAGGAGCUUGAGUGAGCCACCACUGAAGACCUUACCAGAAAGUCCUGACUCAACUUGCCGUCGAUCGCCAUCGCCAUCUACAGUCAGAUCUCCAGCAAGUCACAAGAUUCAGAACCUACGUCAAGACCAUUUUGAUAGCGCUGGUGAAAAUUCUCUGAAGAAAUCCAGAGCUAAAAGCGCCAGUGAAAUGGACUCUAUUCGUGGUUGUAAACAAACUUUUGGUUCCAACACGUCGCUUACGCGAAGCGUAAACUCACUCAUGAACUUCCCUAUAGAUCGCGAAGAUUACCAGCAGUACAUUUUAGAACGUUUACAUUCGCGCCAGAAAUCGAAACGCUAUCGAGAUUUAUAUGACUUUUACACGAGCUUGGAAAGGUUGGGAAAGCUUGAGAAAACCACAUCAAGUGGUGAUCUCCGACCGAGAUUAAGAAAUGAAGAAGUUAUUGAUUACGAGCGAUGGAAGCAGUUGCGAGCUAAAGAAAAGGCAGUACAAGAGCUCAACAAUCUGUAUAAGAAAUUAAAGAUGGUUCAGAAAGAAAAAGAUUUUUUAUUCAUAGCUAGUGACGUUGAUCGAUACAGAUGGCGCGGUGAUUGUAACUUGAGAUGCAAGGAACGAUCCGUUCAAAACAUUAAAGAACAAUUUCGUAAGCUGCAGAAUGAAGAAAGUGAAUUGGAAGCGUCGAGGCAGCGUGAAAUAGCGGCCAAAAAAGAUACUUAUAAGCCUCUUUGGCGUGGAAAUUCCGUUGUGAACGUCGCGAGCACGUUGACUAGAAAAGCGGCUGAAAAGGCGGAAUUCGACAGGUCAUCGGUUCAGGUGUCACUUCAAAAAAGCCUUGGCGGCAGUAACAAGUUCUGGAGUAGCUUAUCCGUAGAACAGGUCACAGCUCUGAAGAAUCAAUUGAACGAUAUCUACGGAAGCGAUCUUCCACAGCCUAAAAAAUCCAAACCCAAAUGUCCUCAACCGCCAAAUGACGUUGCGCUACAGAAUGGUGUCCCUGAAACUGAAAAACCAAUACAAAGACAAUCGCCAAUUGCACAUCCAGAUAUGAAAAAAAACAUGCUAAUAUCAGACAGCGAGCAAUCAAGCUUGUCGAUAUCAGAUUACGAAAUAGUCGUGCCAAUGAAGAAGAGAGAUUUAUCGCCGGAAGGAUUGCACGUACGCUGUCACUCGAUGAUUACCCCUGAUCGUCGCUCGAGGCGCAGCGAUGAGACUGACGCGAUCAAGCGCAGUGGGUCCAUAAGUCGAGUGUCAAGUUUAGAAAGAUCGAAUUCUGAUCGCGCGCCAAGUUCGUCUCCGAUGAGCGAGGUUGAAAAGAAGCGAUUGUCCUUGACACUUGGCAAAGAAAUGUUGGAGAAAGUGAGUCAGAGGUUGAAGGCGUCCGUGAUCAAACCUCGAGAAACUCAUGGAGCUCUUGCAGCUGUCCUGGCUAAAAGCUCUUCCAACGUUUCUCCGAGGACUUGCUCUUCCAUUGAGACACCCACCAGCGACAAUCCCACCAAAUCCAAAACAGAUAGAGACUACGUUUUAGUACUCACGCCCACGGAAUGCGGUCCCGAGCAAAAAGAACGCGUAGAGAAAGUCAUGAAGAAAUGGUCCAAAAAGCCACCAGUCGCGACUGCUUCGAUCGCCGAAAGAGUCGAUCAGAUGGAUAGUGCAACCGAAAGCUCCGACACAUCCGUGAAAACAGUCGUGCAGCGUUCAAGCGACGGGGACGAUUUGCAAAGAAAAGUAGAAUUCUACGAGAAGAUCGAGAAGGACAGGGAAGUAGUAGUAGCCAGAUCUACGCCAAAACGUAGCUGCAAGCUCGCCUCUUCCCAAAGCUUUGCAGACCUAAAGGAUCUUUUUGGUGAAAGUGCCGCAACAAAGUACCGCACGAUUCCCCUGUUUUGUUCUCGCUCGAGCUCGCCGACCGCCAAAGCGGAACGGGCUUCCGGUUCGCCGGACGUGGUGGCGAACACGCGACGCGAGCGGGCGCGCAGCGCCAGUCCGUGCCGCGCUGCCUCGCCCGCCAUCAGCGAGUCGUCCAGUCUCGAGAGCCUGUGGCAGCGUUGCGGCUCGCCCGAUCCCGAGAAAUAUUGGCGCACCUAUCUCAAAUUAGUCAGAGACGGCACUGUCAAGCGUUUGCGCGCGAAAUUCGAAAGUUUAGAGGAGCUUUCGCAUGGCCGUCGUCGAUUGGCCUUAAUACCAAAGCGGUUUCAAAGUGAUCCAGAGUUGGCCAGAAAUUUGUUGAAAAAAGUCACAGAUACCACGAGAAAUUACAUCAAACCGCAAGAGAUAGCGGAUGUGGCUUGGCUGCGCAGAAAGUACGAACCACCGAGAGGCAGAAGGCGCCGGGGAGGGCUGUCACCGAUUCCGCGUAUGCCCUGGAAAUUGGAGGAUCUGACGAUGCCGCACAUCAACGUCAUCAGCAAAACGGCCAAAUUGAAGGAGUCUUCUAAUCGUAAGCCUUCGAGCUCUGUACCUUUACGAGAAGAAACGAAGGAGCUGAAGGCGAAGAGAGCCGUCAAUCGCGUUCGAGAGAUGUUCGAGCGCAGCCUGAGCCCCGAAUCCAAGACUUCUCUUCUAGGAGAGAUGUUUACAUCUGCUCCUAACGUACACGAGUUAAGAGACAUCGCGCCUUAUUUGGCAGGACGCUGGGUCGCUCAUCAAUACCCCAGCCGUUACGAUAAUUCUCGGUCGUUGUCCUCGCCACCAGAUCUCUCUCGUGACUCCGAAACUUCAUCGUUGAGGUCCAGAAGAUCUAUAACACCACCCAGCCGAAAGAAGAAGUUCUGCGGCUCCAGAGCGUCAUCCACAUCGCCGGUUCGCCCAAGAACACCGGUGUCAAUUCUAAAGCCACCGCAGCAGCAGGAGCCGAAGCAAGCUAAAAUCGAUGUGUUCGCUAAUCAACAGUUCGAUCCAAGUAAACAUAGGCCGAGGUUUAGAUACCAGCCGACACCGCCACCAUUGCCGCAGCCACCAUCGCCGAAAUCCAGAUACAAAGGUAUCAGAACAUGGUACCCGCCGAUGUCCACCCACCACAACACCAGACCAACUGUCGUCACCUUUAAGAAGUACAUGAAUGCACCGCCACCGCCACCGCCAAAAGCCCAACACUACAGAGGCGAACGCCAAGAAUCGCCGAGGCGCUACGUGGAGGGCGAGGUGACGAUACACUAUCGCUCGCCGGUGCGCACCGAGGCGAAGGAGCCGCUGAGCGAGGAGGAGCUAGCGCGGCGCAGUGCCGAGAACAUGCGACGGGUCUAUCAGGAGGAGCGCCGACGCAAGUAUCUGCAGGAGCUCCACGACAUCGACUCGCGCAGGCACACCGACAACUUCGUCCCAUCCCAGAAGUCGCCAAUCCCGCUGAAUCGUUACGACGACUUCCUCGACGACUUGAGCUACCGAAGUCGCUCGCAAGAGCAAACGCCAGAGCCGAGGCUGGUCGCGCGAGCACUGUACAACUUCAUCGGUCAGUCGCCGCGCGAACUGACCUUCCGCAGAGGCGAUCUCAUCUUCGUGCGUCGGCAGGUUGACAAGAACUGGUACGAGGGCGAGCACAAUGCCAUGGUCGGCCUAUUCCCCUUCAAUUACGUCGAGAUUGUUCCUCACGACGAGGUCAGGACCUUAGCGAGAAAGCCGUACGAGGGCCAGGCACGAGCGAAAUUCAAUUUCAUCGCGCAGACUAAUUUGGAACUGUCGCUGCCAAAGGGAGAGCUCGUGUUCUUGACCAGGAGGGUGGACGAAAAUUGGUACGAGGGGCGCAUCGGCAACAGAAAGGGCAUUUUCCCGGUUUCCUACGUGGAAGUGAUCUGCGAGCCUGGUCUUAGGCCAGAAACACCUGUCCAGAGCAAGCCCGUUGCCUCGCCGGCUGCACACAGCAUGCUAUCAAACGGAUCGGCCGGCGGAAAGCUGAGCAUGGGAGCCCAUCACUACUCGCCGUCGCUGCCAGUCAACAUCAACGCAACUCAGCCCCACUAUAACUCACUGCCAAAAGGAGGGAACAAGGUGAACAUGGCAGCGCUCAACGAAACGCUGCACAUCGACACCCACACCGAGCCCAUACCAUACCGAGCGCUGUACAACUACAAGCCGCAGAACGACGACGAGCUGGAGUUGCGCGAGGGCGACACGGUGUACGUGAUGGAGAAGUGCGACGACGGCUGGUACGUCGGCUCGUCGCAGCGCACCGGCUACUUCGGCACCUUCCCGGGCAACUACGUGGAGCGCUUGUGAGGCUUACUCC